Verticillium nonalfalfae is the source of this 2931-nucleotide messenger RNA. RefSeq lists its product as uncharacterized. The transcript is spliced from 4 exons. Gene Ontology annotation, molecular function: protein kinase activity; ATP binding. NCBI's taxonomy places the organism in Eukaryota, Fungi, Ascomycota, Sordariomycetes, Glomerellales, Plectosphaerellaceae. Gene Ontology annotation, biological process: protein phosphorylation; signal transduction. Gene Ontology annotation, cellular component: cytoplasm. Bases 1 to 2931 code for a protein of 976 amino acids. The record is from RefSeq and is a predicted model, not a curated record.
AUGGUGCAAUCAGCGACGGCUGAAACAUUCGUCCAUGCUGACCAUUUUCCCGACAAUGUUUCCCUCUCAGAUACUCACUCUGUCACUACAUCGCAAUACGAUGUCAUGAUCCAGGAGGAGCUUGAGAGGACGUGGAUACUUAACCUAAGCAUGCACUUCCGAGACAAGUCCAAGCGUGAAAAGUUCUUUGUUACUUACCGUGACAAGGACAUCUCCUGGAGGCGGGUCACAAUCUCACUGGAUUACCGCAAUGCCCCAGAAAACUCACUGGAGAUGGAUCUUGCGCAUACCAAACUUCAACGCGAGAAGAGUGCUAAGAUUUAUGAGGCUAUCCGAGAAAGUCUGCAGGACAUACAAUUCUACGAAACCGUCACGAACCUGAAGCUGCAAACUACAGACGGUCGUCUGCACGUCCAUGUUGUCGAAGACACAAACGAGAUAAUCAACUUCCCCACUGUUCGACAGGUGCAACACCUCGGAUGCCAGAGGAUUAGGGAGCGAGACAUCAAUUUUGACUCGCACAUGUCCGGCUUCGUUUACAAAGUCAGUGUUGGCCAAGAGGUCCUUAUCAAGAAGGAAAUCCCGGGACCCGACACCAUCGACGAGUUCCUGUAUGAGAUCAAUGCACUUAAUCGACUUCGCUACUCGAGGAACGUCAUAUCUUUCUUUGGCGUAGUCGUGGACGAUCAUGACGAACACGUCAAAGGUCUCCUCAUCAGCUUUGCUGGGCAAGGGGCACUCAUCGACCUUCUGUACGACAAUCGGCAGGACUCCGAACUUGGAACGCCUUGGCUGAUGCGAGAGCGAUGGGCAAGACAGAUUGUUGAGGGUCUCUCUGACAUUCACGAAUCAGGUUUCGUACAGGGUGACUUUACCCUCUCGAACAUUGUCAUUGACGAUGCAGGCGAUGCCAAGAUCAUAGACAUCAACAGACGAGGGUGUCCCGUGGGUUGGGAACCUCCAGAAGCAACGCCACUUAUCGAGAGUGGCCAGCGGAUCUCGAUGUACAUCGGUGUCAAAUCGGAUCUGUACCAGCUCGGCAUGGUUCUAUGGGCCCUAGCUACGCAAGAAGACGAGCCUGAGGCUCAUGGGCGCCCCCUCAUCCUAGAACACGACGUUGACGUCCCCGGCUGGUACCGCCAACUCGUUGGAUUCUGCUUGAGUGAUGAUCCUCGACACCGACUGCAGGCUGCGUCUCUUCUCACUCUAUUCCCUGAACCCGUUGUCCGCCCUGACACCGGAACGAAUCUUCCCUCAAUCUCGGUGGACGAUGGAUACUCCAUGAAAGAGUAUUUCGUAGCCGACGAGAACGGCCAACCACGCGUCAAGACUGUUGCGCAGCCCAGCGACUGGUCAUACGUGAAUCGGGGCCAAGCAGCAGGGUACUCGCAGGAUCCGUACUACUACACAAGAGGACGCUCACCCCCGAGUCCUCUUCCGAGUCACCACGGUCAAUUUGACGCCUUUUACAAAGGCUCCCAAGUCUCGGGCUGGGCUGGCGCUCGGAACAUCGCGCCCUCAUACAGCGACGUGGGGGCAGAUGAGAUGAUGAGAGGCCGAAGCAUCACCCCGAGGACAAGUAAAGAUUCUCUUGCAGGAGAAAGUCACAUGGAGUCUCGAGGUCACGCUACGCUUGAUGACGUGUUUGAGAGAAGCGAGGAGCCAUACCCGAUGGCCCCGGCCUCACAGAGACUGCGACAGGGUUCCACCAGCUUGAUCCCGGAUGUCAAGGAUGACCUUGAUGCUGCAGUGACGCCCACGCCAAACACACCCGUGAAGGAGGAUCAGAAUGUUUUGAACGACGACACUGUCCUGCUGUCUACGGUUGGAAUGCUACACGCCAACGACGAGAACCAGCUGGUGGAGGUUCCCAAUCAACUCGAGGAAACUGCUCAAGGUGGAAUAUGUGCAGUAACUGAAAAGCCCACAGAGACAGACAGCGAGGCAGAGGCUGGGACCAACAGUCACCGGGUCCUCAAGUCAGAGGACUCCUCAAGUGUUGCGGAAACAAGCAUAACCACUUUAGCAGACACUCCAGGUUCGGGUCCACAGGCGAUGCACAGCACUCCACUCAAGCUUCCCACUCAAGUAGAGCAACCAAGCACGAACCCUGAAAGCAGCAGCGCAGGAAUCGACAUGACGCAAUGCCACUCCGUGCUCGAGGAAACGGGCCCCGAAGGAGCAGAGAACGAAGCACAGAUCAGGUUUGAUGAAACGCCGCCACUCACCAACCAGACCGCGCCUUUGACUGCAGAGGACGCUCUCUCGACAGGACGGAACGUUUACAAGGACAAAAGCCCCCCGGCCGGCGACCAUGGCGCUGGCGGGACGGAGAGAGCCCUUGCUCCACCCAGUGGAUCUAACGGGCACGCGCCGCUCAACGCAGGCUCCACAAUGGAGCAUGAUAUGCCCAUGAGGGAGGCCGGGGGCGAUGAUGAGACGGCUAAGGCGAUGGGGCUUACAGUACCCAGAGGAGAGAAUGACGACAGCAACGGAGGCCUUCCUGGGACGCCUGAGGAUGCGGCAGCGGCUGAAAUCCAGCCCAAAGAGGUCUCAACAAUCUUGGAAGAAGGAGAACUCGACCAAGAAAAAAAGAGAUCUGUUCUAGCUGUGCCUCAUCCGGCAGAGGCCGUGCCGUCCUCAAAAUCUCAAGUAAAGCAGACAGAAGACGAGGAGAUUACUGAUGAGAAACGCUCCGGCACGAACAUGCCGGUGGCCGAGACGACCUCGGCAAUCACGACAGAAGGACCGAUGUGGCAGCAGUUCCCCGAGGGUCUCACAGGCGAGGCUGUCGACAAGCUGGCCGUGAACCGGUCGAGCGAUGAGGCUGGCGAUGUCGACUGGGGAAUUCGCGAGCUCCGCGACUCCCUCGACGCUGCCUCGACGUAUACGGCGUCUAUCAUUUUGACGGUCAACGUCUCUCCUAUGUAG